Pistacia vera is the source of this 1493-nucleotide messenger RNA. RefSeq names its product protein LIGHT-DEPENDENT SHORT HYPOCOTYLS 1-like. The transcript has a single exon. The record is from RefSeq and is a predicted model, not a curated record. The coding region runs from base 604 to 1200 and encodes 198 amino acids. Gene Ontology annotation, cellular component: nucleus. NCBI's taxonomy places the organism in Eukaryota, Viridiplantae, Streptophyta, Magnoliopsida, Sapindales, Anacardiaceae. Gene Ontology annotation, biological process: mRNA transcription; response to light stimulus.
ACCUCUUCACCCAUUGGAUUUCUCCCUCCCUCUCUUUCUCUCUCUCUUUCUCUUUAUCAACCAGUAGUUUAACUUCAGUUCUUUUAAAGAAGUUUUGAUGGCUCUGAUCUCUCAUCAUCAUCUUUUUCCUUCUUCAAGUAUCUUACUGUAACCAUCCACCCGCUUGUAACUUCAGUCUUUCCACAUUUCUUGCAGCUCUGUUUGUUUUUCUUUGCGCAAACUAAUUAAAAGCUCCAAUUAUUCUUCUCUCUUCAAUUUCAUAUCUUCUUCUUCUUCUUCUUCUUCUUCUUCUUUCGCUCAUGAAAUAGUAUGGAUUCCAUGCAGAAUCUACCUCUCAGAUUUUCUACAUGAAGAUUUAGACUAGUGCUCAAUAUUUCACCAUCAUCAGCUCCAAGCUCACUAAUUAGUAGCAUAAGACCAUCACUUCCACUGUUUUCUCCACACACCUCAAGAGUCAACUCUCUAGGGUUCUCUAUAGCAUCACGAGAAGCCAAAUAUUAGAGGAAAGAGCCCUAAAAAAAAGGCGAAGACCAACUCUAGCUUGCUAAUAUUAUCACCAAAUCUCAUCUCAUUUAAGAUCUGGUCAAGAAAAUUUCAUUUUCUAUGGAUUUAGUUUCACCACCACCACCACCACCACACAGUGCGGGCUACUCAAGCCCCCCUCACGCGAACCCAAUCGCCACCACACCAAACACUCCAAAUAGCGCAAGCUCUCCAUCGCCAUCAAAUUCCACAACUCCCACGACUCCAAGCCGCUAUGAGAACCAAAAACGCCGAGACUGGAACACUUUCUGUCAGUAUCUCCGCAACCACAGGCCCCCUCUUUCUCUCCCCAUGUGUAGUGGCGCCCAUGUCCUUGAGUUCCUCCGCUACUUGGACCAAUUUGGGAAGACCAAAGUCCACAACCAGACUUGUCCUUUCUUUGGACUCCCGAACCCGCCUGCCCCCUGUCCAUGCCCCCUCCGACAGGCGUGGGGGAGCCUCGAUGCACUAAUUGGGAGGCUCAGAGCGGCCUAUGAGGAGCACGGAGGGAGACCUGAAGCGAACCCGUUUGGUGCAAGAGCCGUGAGGAUUUAUCUGAGGGAGGUUCGUGAUUUUCAGGCCAAAGCGAGAGGCGUUAGCUAUGAGAAGAAGCGAAAGAGGCCGAAACAGAAGGUAACAGUUACACCACCACCAUCUGAUUCUGGUUCAAAUGGGUGAAAAAUAAUGAAAAAAAAAAAAAAUGUUUUAAGUAAACUAAAAUGAAUAACAACAGAGACCCGGUUAUGUCUUGCGUUAAUACUUUGCUUUAUAAGUAAUGUAUAGGGAUGUUUUUACUUAUUUUGUGUUGUUUUUGCAAGUUUCAUUUUAGGUGUCUUGAAUGUACUUUGAUUUGCUUAUUGCUAUAAAUUACGAAUUAUGUUUUCGCUAUUUGGGUACCUUCAAAAUGAUAUUGCUCUUUCAGAGGACUGUUGAAGUAGCUGAAAAUGUAGUACAAAUUAAUGAGUGCAGCA